Messenger RNA from Pyricularia oryzae 70-15, 261 nucleotides. RefSeq lists its product as uncharacterized. The transcript is spliced from 2 exons. The record is from RefSeq and is a predicted model, not a curated record. NCBI's taxonomy places the organism in Eukaryota, Fungi, Ascomycota, Sordariomycetes, Magnaporthales, Pyriculariaceae. Bases 1 to 261 code for a protein of 86 amino acids.
AUGAUUAUGCGGGAAAAGGGUCGCCAGAAAGUGGCUUGGAGGAUAAUGAGGAACAAACGUUUUGUGCCGCAGGACAAGAUGGAAAAAGCGGCUGUCCUGAACGAAAUUAGGCGUACUGGCUUGGCGACUACAGGGAUCACCCAUAAAUCCCACGCUGAGGGAGCUGACAUUGAGUUCUUGGGCCCUUCCGUUAUUGGUCGGGUCCGCCUAGAACGUCGCCGCAGCUCUGGGCGGACGCGUACAAUCGCACAAUCGGGGUAA